UUAGUGUACGACUCCACUGGAAAGCUUCCGGCUGGAGUAUUGGACGGGAAUCUGGCCGAGCUGGGUUCAUUUGAUGAGUGCCUCUAUGUCACGAAGUUAAACGAGGAACCCGAAGGGUCCAGUUUUACGGGGCAGUACUGCAUGGGCUCAAUUUUCGUAAAUGCAACUAAGAACAUCAGCGCUGAAAUUCAAUUUUCCGAACAUCUGAACUCAUUGGCAUUUUCAACUUGCCUUCCUGACGCUUGUUCAGCGACGGACGUUCAAAAUCUCUUCAGAGGCUUUGGAAUCAACUUAACCACUGACGACACUUACUGCCAACUUUUAGCGGAACGGCCGGUAUUGGAUAUUGGAGGUAUAUUUGGAGUGACCAUUUUUGUAUGUUUAGCAUUGCUGAUGGUGGCGUCUACAAUCUACGACCUACGUAAAAAGUUCCGUGAGAAACAGGCUCCAAAUGCCCUUUUGUCGGCAUUUUCGGUGUACACAAACCUCAAGAAUAUCUUCAACACGAAGUCCGCCUCCAAGGAAAUAACCUGCCUGCAUGGGCUUCGCUCAAUAGCAAUCAUUGUAGUCAUUGCAUUCCAUCGCUAUUUCUAUUCCUUUGCCUUUAAGUACAGAAAUAAGUUCUACAUAAAUCACUGGGUACACCAGACACAAAACAUGCCAUUAGUAAAAGCGGACUUUUCCAUGGACGUUUUCUUCUUUUUGUCAGGUUCGAUGAUUACGUAUGGAUUUUGCCAAAAAAUGGCGAGUCAGCAAAGGUUUCGAAUUAUGUUGCACUACGUUAACAGAUAUAUGAGGUUGACUCCCUCGAUGGCUAUUGUAGCCUUGUUUGUAGCGACAGUGACCAAGUAUUUAGGUUCCGGACCACUAUGGCCAGACUUCAAUAAAAAUAUAAUCGAACCUUGUGUUCACAGAUGGUGGGGCAACAUGCUGUAUAUUCAAACCUUUACACAGCCAGCGUGCCUUCCACAAACAUGGUAUGCGGCUGCAGAUUUUCAGUUAUUUCUUCUGACGCCAUUGCUACUAAUCCCUCUACGACGCUGGCCGAAGAAGGCUUUAGUAACAACAGUUUUUCUAGACGUCUGCUGCGUUGCGUUCGUUUUUGCGCUUGCGUGGAUUGCGGAAUUUCGGGUGGCGGCUCAGUGUAACAACCUAUUAGUUGAGAUGAGUAUUGCGAAAACCCUGAAAAUAGCGUCCAUAAGAAAUAAAGAAGUUGAUAUCAGUCUCUCGAAAACAGCCAUUUUGAAAAAUUUUUUUACAGGACCUGUACCAUUCGCAAUUGCUUACUACACCCUGACACCAACAAGGGCAUCGCCAUGGCUCAUUGGCUUAAUCUUUGGAUAUUUCCUACACCUUACAAAUAACAACCCAAGUCCGAUUCGAAAGCCGAUCGCCCAGAGAAUUUUGUUCGUGGCCCUCGUUAUUUGCUUCGCUCAUGUUUUCGGAGCGAGCGCCAUACUCAACGCCAGAUACAACAAGUGGAUCAGCUCCAUUUACCUGUCCUUGUCGCCGACGGCGUUCGUACUGUCCCUUGCGUGGAUCAUUUACUGCUGCAAACUCGGUUACGCGGGUCCAAUCAACAGCUUCCUGUCGUGUUCGCCAUUUAAAAUCGUAUCUAAAUUGACGUACUGCAUGUAUUUGGUACAAAGUCCAAUUAUAGUGUACUCGAUCUUCACGAUGCGAGUACCACCUUUCAUAACCGGCUUUGAGAUGACGGUUCAUCAAAUCCCAGGAGAUUUGCUGUACUCCUUCUUGAUCGGCUUGGUACUUUCCUUGUCCGUCGAGUUACCCACGCAGACGUUUGCGAACGCCCUUUUGAAAAAACUGUAGUUUAUACGAAUGAAGUAACUGGUAUUUUUUGCAUUGUGAGGUUUUUCUAAAUUUAAUAAACGUAAGCUUUACCACAUACACUUUGACACAUACCCUGCAACCUGACACUGAUGAGGAACAUGCUAAGGAAUCUAUACUUAGGGUUAUAAAUCUCCUUUAAACCAGAGCCCAAGUCUCAAGACUGGGGGAAGACCGCAAGGUCCAAGGUCCAGGCAAGCGAGCAACGGAACUAAUCGUCCUUCCAAAAUUACCGGGGAUGCUCCCAAAGAAGUCCAUGGAGUUCGAUCUGGAGCCAUGGAAAAACGUGGUGCUGGCAGACUCAACACCUAACGAAUCUACUAGGCGCCCAAGAACAAUCGUGAAAGGCGUAUAGAGGAAGGGACCAUCCUUUGUUGGCACAACAAGCAAAGUUUAGUUGGAUCAUUUCCAUGCAAGCACAAUACCACGAAAAGACAGGAACAGGAAGACCGAUCAUUGGGAUGGUAUCCACCACGGAAGAACAACAAUUAUCCAAGCUCUUGGAACUAGAAGAAGUGGAAGUGGCAAUCACAACACGCAGGGACGAACAAUGGUGCAAGGACCUCUACAGAAACACCACCACAAGACGGCACCGUUGAAAAACGAGCCCAUCAUGAUGGAACAAUCACGAUCAUUAGCAGUAGCCAGGUUGCAUCAAUUACAAGAGAAACGGAAUCCAUUUGUACAAGACUAUCCAGUGGAAGUGAGAAAAAGUACUACAUUCCUCACUAAUUACUUAUUGUAACUGUAUCGUUUUGGAUAGAAAUUACAUAAUUAAUUA
Messenger RNA from Photinus pyralis (common eastern firefly), 2629 nucleotides. RefSeq names its product nose resistant to fluoxetine protein 6-like. Gene Ontology annotation, molecular function: acyltransferase activity, transferring groups other than amino-acyl groups. The transcript is spliced from 12 exons. Lineage: Eukaryota; Metazoa; Arthropoda; Insecta; Coleoptera; Lampyridae. The record is from RefSeq and is a predicted model, not a curated record. The annotation marks the transcript as partial.